UGUGCCUUAUAGCAUUUAACCUAUAAAGUCGUCGUAUUUCUGUGACGUCUAUCUCCGAUUUUUGUAAACACGCUUGUCGAAUACACAAUUUCUAUAGUUGAAUAGGCUAUUUAUUGCGGAAGUAAUGGCUUCCUAAAAUUUAAUUGCAGGCUUUAUUAUAUUAUUGUAAUUAAAUUAAACAAACAACAAAUCCUAAUCAAUGUUUUAUCAGUAAAGUUAAGUGUACCUGGUGAAAAUCUGAGUUAUUAUCCGGCGUUUUAGCACAUCCUAUGUUAUGCCGCGUCCCGUGAGAUAGUUACAAAGAAUUGUCCCAAAAUAGGAUUCUGUUUGUAUUUGCCGAAACAACGAUAUAAUUUAUGAAACCAGUGUAUAUUGUCAAAGGUUUAUUUAUGAUUUUAAGUUCUACAGUGCGAUUUUGGCGAUAGCAAAAUCGUGGUAUUACCUACGCGUAGAAGAUGAAUCGGAUAUACUUGUAGAGGUUGAGUUAUUUGGAUUACCAUGAGUGAUGCUGGAGGUACAAACUCUGUAAUGAGCAAAAUGACGGGGCUGCAAGAGGAGGACGGAUCUGAUGACUCUGUUGACAGCGAUGACGAUGAGACGAUAGCGAGGAUACAGCGAGCUCACUUCGCUCAGACGGCUGCUAUGAAUGCUCGAAGACGAGCGGCUCCGCGUGCGAGACCUAUGAGCCAUAAGAGAAAAAUGGAAGCUGUAAAAAAUUUCCACGAUUUCACGAAAAAACUGAAGAAGGACACAGGUAUCACGAUUCGGAGUCUAGUUGGGAAUAACGUCUUGGAGUUAAGUGAUUUCUCAAGUGAUGAUAGCAAAUCUGACAGUGACGGUUUGUCAGAGGAAGAGUUUGUUGUGAACCCUAAUGCUGUGCAGGAGUUAGAGGAAGACAAUGAAAGCUACAUAGAUCCGUUUACUGGUGAUAUAGUUCAAGGUAAGAGUAAGCCUAAGGAACAGAAGCCACCGAGUCCACCACCUAAAGAGCCUACUCCAAAGGUGGAGCCAAAAAUUGAGCCUGUAGAGGAGCCAAAGACUUUGUCGAUCAGUGAUAUCAUCAAUGAUGAAGGAGAUUUGGAUUUGACUAAGAAUGUUGAGAUAGCCGAGGUGGAUGAAGGUGAGUUAUGUCCGGACAAAACACCUGAAGACUUGUUGGACAUGAAGCAAGAGGAAAGUAGCCAGGACUUUGAUAUUACUGAGAAGCUAAAGGAAAUGGGCGAGAUAAGUGUGAAGCCUGUUAAAAAGGAGGACGACGAUGGCAGCACUGCUGAAGGAGAAGAGAAAAAGGAAGAAAACGAGGAUGAGAAAAAAGCAAAUUCAAAUGUAAAUGCUUUAAAUGUGCGCCGAAACAUCAGAGAAGUGAUGGAUGAGAAAAACUUGGAUGCAUCUACUCUCGCUGCUCAGAGACAGGAGUCUGAGCGUUUGGCCAGGGUGCAGGAGCAGCAGAGAAUCAUCAGAGAGGUACAAAGACAAAUAGCAAUAAACAGACAAAACAAAAUCCAUCAGAAAACAUUAUCUUUACUACAAGGUGGAUCAUCCCUUCUAAAGAAAUCUGGACAAGGACAAAAGUUAAAUCUCCCUAAUACAGUGUUAGUAAAACUGCCAACUGGUGAAGUUAAGAAGACCACUAUGAAGCAAGGUCAAGUAGAAGUUACAAAAGUUGCCAAACCUUCCCCGUCAGGGUCUGCUCCACAGAAAAGACCCGAUCAGAAGACUGAUAAGAAAGAGGUUGUAGAAAUAGUUGAUAGUAGCAGUGGUGAGGAGUCAUCAUCUUCAUCAUCAGACUCGGACGACUGCAUCAUGUUGUCAGAUUCUGAAGUUCCGCCUAGUCCUGAAGCUGAUGAGGAUCCUAAUAAUUCAGGUCUGCAUGUGAAUGAUGCAUAUAACAUUCCCGACGAGCAAGGUCGAGUGUUGAUCAACAUCGGUCAUCCUGAAACGGAAGAGGACAUAUUUGUCGCGCCACAAAUCGCCAGGAUCAUAAAGCCACAUCAGAUUGGUGGUGUGAGGUUCCUCUUUGACAAUAUCAUAGAAUCGGUGGAACGGUUUUCGAAUUCGACGGGCUUCGGUUGUAUACUGGCGCAUUCCAUGGGUCUUGGAAAAACAUUGCAAAUUGUGACCUUCUGUGAUAUAUUCCUGCGACAUACCAGUUCCAAGACUGUGCUGUGUAUUAUGCCUAUCAAUACUUUACAGAAUUGGGUGGCUGAAUUUAAUAUGUGGCUCCCUCUGGAUGCAACAAAUAGCCCCUUGGCAGCCCAUGGAGAAGUGAGGCCAAGAAAUUUUCCGAUUUAUGUACUCAACGACAGUCAUAAAACGUUGCAAAUGCGUGCCAAAGUUGUUAAGGACUGGACCACCACUGGUGGUGUGCUUAUGAUAGGUUAUGAGUUGUAUAGACUUCUCAGUAUGAAAAAGGACAAAAAACCUCGUAAGAAAAAGAAAGCUGAAUUGAAAGCUGAAGCGGAGAGAGAGAAGGAAGAAAAGAAAAACGAAAAACUUGACAUUGGAAAUGAAGACACACAGAGUUCAGACGUAACGAAUCAAACAAAAGCCUCGGAGGAGUCCAAAGACGAUGCUGAUGUGAAAACUGACGCAGAUUUGAAAGACGAUGUGAAGAAAGAUGACAAGAAAGAAGAUACUCCAAAUGAUGAGGAUAAGAAGCUUUUAGAUGAAAUGUACGAAGCCCUGGUAAAACCGGGUCCUGACCUGGUUAUUUGCGACGAGGGCCAUCGGAUUAAAAACUCUCAUUCCAAUAUUUCUUACGCGUUGAAACAAAUGAGGACUAAGCGAAGAGUUGUACUCACUGGAUACCCAUUACAAAACAACCUGCUCGAAUACUGGUGCAUGGUGGACUUCGUCCGUCCUAACUACCUGGGCAGCAAGACUGAAUUCUGCAACAUGUUCGAGCGGCCCAUUCAAAACGGGCAGUGCAUAGACUCCACGCCGCAGGACAUACGACUCAUGCGCUAUAGGGCGCACGUUCUUCACUCGCUACUCGUCGGUUUCGUGCAACGGAGAUCACACGCAGUGCUGCAGUCAACACUACCGCAGAAGGAAGAAUAUGUGCUCUUAGUGCGCAUGACGCCUCUACAAAGGAAACUAUACGACCGGUUCAUGAACGAAGUGGUCCGCUCUACGGCUGUGCCUAACCCUCUGAAAGCUUUCGCUAUCUGUUGUAAGAUAUGGAAUCACCCAGACGUGUUGUACAACUUCCUCAAAAAGCGGAGCGAAGUGAACGCAGCUAUUGAAGAAGAUUUGGACUUGGAGGAAAUCGGCGGAGUGACCAAGGCCGGCCGCGCGAAAAGUAAGGCGGUGAGCACCAGAAGAGCAGCUAAACCACGGGGCGCACCCAAAAAACCAGCAGCAACUAUUCCGCCUAACACGACCACAGGCUCAAUGGCACCUCGGCCAGACCCUGGGUCAUUCAGUAACGCAGCAUAUCCGCCUAACGGUCCCUAUGGCCCGCCCAACGCCUACCGACCUGAUCAGCAAUCCGGGCCCUACCCUCCCUACCCUAACUACCAAAACCCGGGCCCAGGAUACUACCCACCAAACCAAGGCUACAAUCAAAAUUACGACAGCAACUACUACCAACAGCAACCGCCCUACGGAAAUAACUACCCCAAUCAAUACCCACCAAAUAACCCCGAGCAAGGUGGAUACAACCAAAACUACUGGGGAAAUGGAAACUUCUAUGGAAACUCGAGCUAUUACAACAACCCACAAUACCCUCAAGGCAGUAACCAACAGCCGCAGGACUACAGAGCUAACCCUUCGGCUGAUUUCAAUAAUACUCCACAGCAGUAUCCACCGAAUUAUAACCAGACGCCCCAACAUGAUCAAGCGUACCCUGGGAAUGCAAUGCAACCGUAUCAAAAUAACCAAGAAGGUUAUUCGGGCCAGCCGAGGCCACCAUAUCCAGGUUACAAUCAACCGGGAUACUCAGAUUACAACACAAAUGCUACACCAGGGAAUUUUCCGCCAAAUCAGCCUUCGCAAGAAUAUCAAAAUCCAUCCUACCAGGGAGGUCCCUACCCUGGCGGUUCCUCAUACGGGCCUAAUGCUGCACCAUACAAUCAGUACGAGAACCAGCCUCCGAACUACCCUGGUUAUCCUAACAGUGGUCCUCCUAAUCAAAUGAGUAACAACAUGGUGCCCCAGGCCAUCAAAACUGAACCCAAUGCACAUGGUAUGCCUCCCGCCUAUCCGGCUAAUGAAAUUAAACCAGAACCGAGUAUUGCGCAAACUUCGAACCCACCCUAUGGAGAUCCGAACUUCGGUUACCAGGCGAAUACUUCAGCAUCUGGCUUCCAAGCUGGUCAGGCUGAGAGUUCUAAUGGUAGCUAUCCUCCGCAAUAUCCCUUCCCACCUCAUCUUGAAACGAAACCGCCUUUAGGAAGUGCCAGUUCUGGAAGCCCAGUGACGGCAUGGCCGAUAACCGAACUAAAAACAGAAGUUGACAAACUUAAAGCAGAAGAAAAACAAGAAAUAAAAUCCGAAUCCGACGGUGAAGUGAAGAUAGAAGAUUUGGACACGAAGAAAAUUGUAAAAGAUGAGGGUAAGAAAGCGAAUCAUAUUGAAAGUCCUUUGGCUAAGGAACCUGAAGUUCCUAAGAAGAAAGAAAAGGACGCAAAGGCAGACGCAGCGAAAAGCGACGCGUCCGAGUCUGAAAAUGAGCCUCCUAGACGGGGAAGGCCAAGAAAGGGGAAGGAAGGUAAAAAACCAGCGGAGAAGAAAGGCAGGGGUCGUCCGAAAGCGAAAGGAAGGAAAGACCGAAAGACCUCGAAAGAAAAAAAUAACGAUGACUCGGAGUCAGAAGAGAGUGAAAAGGAAGAAAAACCGAAUCGAGAGGAAGAACUUGCGAUGGUGAAGAAAGCUGAAGAAAUGACCUACGAUUGGGCAGCUGAUCUGUUGAAAGAUUACAUACCCGGGGUCAUAGAGAACUCUGCUAAGAUGGAGUUGUUCUUUUACAUACUGAAUGAAAGCAUCAAAAUGGGCGAUAGGUUACUUCUUUUCAGCCAAAGUUUGUUCACCCUGAAUUUAAUUGAAGACUUCUUAGAACGAAAUUACAUUCCCGGGACUAACUGCUUAUGGGAGAGAAAUACCAAUUACUAUCGACUGGACGGCUCAACACACGCGUUAGAACGCGAGAAGUUGAUAAAUGAGUUCAACGCGAACCCACACGUUUACUUGUUCCUUGUGUCGACGCGCGCCGGCUCGCUCGGUAUUAACCUCGUGGGCGCCAAUCGAGUCAUCGUGUUCGACGCCAGUUGGAACCCUUGCCACGACACGCAGGCUGUGUGUCGAGUGUACAGAUACGGCCAAAAGAAGCCAUGCUUCGUAUACCGGUUCGUGAUGGACUGGUGCCUCGAGAAGAAGAUCUAUGACAGACAGAUCAACAAGCAAGGCAUGGCCGAUCGCGUGGUCGACGAGUGCAACCCAGACGCGGUGCUAUCGAUGAAGGAAAUCACCAAUCUGUGCUUCGAUAAUGAUGAGAAGGAGUCCGAAGCGAAAGACUUGUCCGAGUACAAAGACAAGUACCUGGACGUGUUGAUGCAAGGCAUCAUAACGCAGCUGUGGAAGUCUCUUAGUAAGGAACCCUUCCAACACGAGUCCCUAUUGGUUGAUAGAAAGGAGAAGAAGCUAUCUAGUGCUGAGAAGCGAUUGGCGCAGCGAGGAUACGAGCUAGAAAAGAAGGCGGCGCUUGCACCGAAGCCGACCACAGCGUACCGCACCGUGCGCACGGCCGACGGCAGCCUCGUGCAGCGGCCCGUGGCCUCCGUGCGGCCCAUGCAGCACGGCGCGCGCUGGAUCCCCGCCGACGUGUGGCGCCGCCAGGGCAUGUCGGCGCAGGAGAUGACGCUGCCGCUCGAUGUGGUGAUACCAACCAACUCUGCCGAGAAGACUAACAUAGUGCUGAAAGCGGGUCAGCGGGUGAUGGUGCUGAAGUCGCCUAAGGGCAUCUACAUGCAACUGGAGUCGGGCAAAAUCAUCGCUAUCAAGACCUCCUUCAAGGGCAUGGGUCAGAAGGGCGGAGAUAACAAGGACAGUCCUGUAGGAAAGAAAGUAUUAGGCAGUAGACCGUCAUCUACAAACAUACCAGGCUCACUCAAGAACAAUUCGGCUAUCACAAUUACCUCUAAAGUAGGCCCUAGACCAGGCUAUCAAAGAGUGAUGUCAAGACCAAUUGGCCACAACAAAAUGGUGCGUCCGAUGUUGCCAGGACAGAAAAUAGCUGAAAUCAGAAACAGAUUGGGCGACCUGAGAGGAUUUUCUAAUAUGCGGCCUAGAUCACCAGUCAAUCCGGGACGACUGUUGCGACCUACUCUCCCAGGGUCGGUCAGUAUAACCAAGAUACCCAAAGAAAUUAAAAAGUCUGAUACAGAACAGAACAGUGACUCCAACGCUACAAAAAUGGACAUAGAUUCUGAAGAUGAUACUCAGGUUUUGGACAGUGAUGAGGAAGAAUCAAAUAGUAAGAAUAAUACAAAACCAUCAUCCAAAUCCAAGCCUCAAGAUAGUGUUAGUAAACAAUCGAAUAAAAACGGAUCAAGUGCAUCUGUGAAUAAAGAAACGCCAACAAGUGAAAGUGAGCAAAAAUCAAAUGAACCUCUUGUGCUAACAACUGAUGAAAAAUUGCCUACAGAGGAGGCCUUAGAAAAUAUAAAUACAAAUAAAAUGAGUGAAGAUAACGCUCCCGAAUCUAGCAGUAUGGCGCCGCAACAGCCCACAAUGGAGCAACUAGACUCGCACGGCAUGGAGCCUGUGGAGAGAAAGAUCAAUUUGUUAAAGAACUACAGGCAUCAACGUCCCGGUAGUCGACCGCAGACGGAAUCCUCCUUGACUCAAUUAGAAAGAACUGCCAGUACACUAACGAAGGAAAGCUUGCCCGAUUUCCGCAGAAAUUUGGACGACAUAACGCAGUCGUACUCGCCGAACAGCGAGGAGAGACCAGGGAAGAGCAAGAAGAAGAAAUCUCCGAGCAAACCGGACGCGAUCGAAUCUCAAAUUAGCGAAAGGCAGCCCGCGGCUGGCGCGGGGAUGUCGCACAGCGUGUCCAGUUUGCUCGGGCCCACGAGUAACAACGUGCCGAAGCCGAGAAAGCCCGAGCAGACGGCCCCGGUGGCGCCGAUAGAGAGUUCUGGGUCCCAGAGGUUGAUGAGUCGGCCGCCUAUGGGGCUGUCUCCCGAAGCGGGACUGGUGGGAAUGUCGUACCCGCACGGUGGGCACGUGAUUCCUGGGAAGCCGCAGCCUCUGCCCGCGGGCAUGGGUCACGAGGCGCCCGGGCUGCCCGGCCCGAUGCCUGGCAUGCCGCAUCCGCAAGCACCUAUGGCCCCCGGCCAGCCUUAUCCAACUGCCAACGCUCCGCCUGAUGCUCCUUAUGGCCAAUAUCCUGGGUACGGGAUGGGCUACGGGGCGUACCCCAAUCCGGCUUACUACGGUGGCUACGGCGGCGCGGGGUACUACGGCUACGGGCCGGCCGGCGCCGCGCCGCCAUACGCCGCCCCGGGGCCCGCGCCCGCGCCCGCGCCUGCCCCCGAUUCCUACCUGCCCCCCAACCCCCAGUGGUAACGAGGGGCGCCGACAUGACUUGAGCGUAGUGUAGUGUGGCUUUAAAACCUUGACGACCGCUAAAAUGUGCUCGAGUGUUGACCUAUUUAGGUCGAAGAAUGGCUACGUGUGAAGUGUUCGGUGUGGGUUAAAUGUUCACGGUCACUCGUGAAACUAACGAUGAAUUAUCCUAUCGCUCUGACUCGGAAUUAUCUCCUACUUCAUAAGAUAAAAACAUGUUAUGCGUCUCGUUGUAGUGAUGGGACGUCGUAAGUAAUUGAUUCGUUUAAGUACUUACUAAUGUUCGAAGUAAAUUAGAGCGCUAUAAGUGUACGCGAUUACUUUCUUAUAUACGAAUUCGAAUAUUAUUGUGAAUAAAUUUUAAAUUCCUUCUUAUUUAUAUAAAAUAGCCAGUGAAUGUAGAAAGUACAUAUUCAACCCCAUUAUUGCGAGUGAUUCGAUGUUUAGUGAAAUGUUUCCAUUACUGUGGCUCCGGAUUGGUCGAUGGAUGUGAUAAGUUGCUGAUUUAGAACUAAGUCGAGUAUAGCGUGUAUGGAAUAUUUAUCAAACUAAUUUUUAGCUUAGAUAGGCGCCUAUAGAUAUCUUAGAAGUUAGUUCUCAUUUAACCAUUCGACAGACCCGUGAUAUGUGUUAACUUACAUAAUAAGUAUGUAACAAAAUACUGUAUGUAUAGACUAUUUAUCUAUGUUUUUCAAUUCUUUCGUUUUUAAGUGAUAUGAUCUGAGUGUGAAAUUUCAUUUUAUAUGUACUUUUGAACGUAUUAUUCUAUUUUUUAUUUGGUGUGUGACCUUAAAAUCAAAUGCACUUGUACUUCAUUUAAUUUCGUUGAACGAGACAUCGCAAAAGUAAAAUCCACGUGGCAUAUUUGACAAGUUAUCUACAAAUAAUCUCUUUUAGUAUAGGAUAAACAUUUAAUAUUACAUCCCUAGUCAGUUAUCUGGUAGUAUUGAAUAGUAUUAAAAUCAGCGAAAUUUAAAUGAAGGACAAUGUUCGCGAAAUGAAUUCUAAGAAGAAAAUAACCGCCACGUGACCAAAUGUGCCGCUGACUCGUUCAUGAGAAAUUCAUAUUUUUUUCUUCUGAGCAUUGUAUAACUUUGCAACGAAGGCCAAGUUGGAGGUUGUUGAUUGGACAUAGUCUAAUUUCUUAUGACGACUUUUAUAAGAUAGCAAUUUCGUGAUAAAAUGACCGUUGUGAAUUUAUAAAAUUAAAAAAAAAAAUGCCCGUUGCAAUCACAUGGUUCGGUGUAUAAUUGCAGCGGCGCUGGCCCGUGUGGCAACAUUACUAUUGUCACAAUACUUAAAUCUCAUUUUUAGCAGCAUUAUUUCAUUGCGUGUAUACGAAGUUGGAGUUUUUAAGAGAUUAAAAUAUAGUUUAAGAUUAAUUUUAAAUGAUUCCCUACUAGUGUUUCAAGACUUGUUUUAAAAUACAAUGUAAUAAACGUCUUGGGCGUAUGCAAUAUUAAAAGUAUAGAACGUACAUCAUAACACAUUGUCGUAUUGCAUUGAUGACUUUAUGAAUCGAUUUAUGACGAUUAAUAACAGUCAACAUAUCGUCGCCAAUGUGAUGGCUUGUGAGAACCUACGCCAAACAUAAAUUCUAUUGAAUGAGAUGAUUCUAGCACACCAGACAAAAAGUAGAAGCGUUAGCGUCUUAUAUUUUUUUAAGCGUUUCUCUUUUUUAAAUACUUUUUUCGUUUGUUGUCCUGUGUACAAAUAUUUCGGCAUUACGAAGUGAUACAUUAAUAUGCAUUUUAAAUUGAUCAGAUAUUAUUGUACCGGCGAUAUCCAAUAAAGAGAUCAAUAAACAGUAA
Molecule: messenger RNA, 9380 nt
Organism: Ostrinia nubilalis (European corn borer)
Lineage: Eukaryota; Metazoa; Arthropoda; Insecta; Lepidoptera; Crambidae
Exons: 22
Coding region: 499-7569 (2356 amino acids)
Cellular component (GO): nucleus
Molecular function (GO): ATP hydrolysis activity; ATP-dependent chromatin remodeler activity; ATP binding
Source: RefSeq, a predicted model, not a curated record